GCUCGACGGAUGGAUUCCGCCGCCGUGGCCAUCGUGACGGUGUCGUUCCCGGCGCAGGGUCACCUGAACCAGUUGCUGCAGCUGUCCCCGCUCCUCGCAUGGCGGGGGUUUCCUAUCCACUUCGCCGCGCCGGAGCCGCACCUCAGGGAGGCCCGCGCGCGCCUGCACGGCUGGGCCCCGACCCCGCGACGGUGUGUUUCCACGCGCUGGACGUGCCCGCGCACGACUCCCCCUCCCCCGUUCCCGGCGCACAUGCAACCCUUGUUCGAGGCCUUCUGCACCGGCGCGCAGGCCUCGCUAGUCGCGCUGGAGAGGAGGCGGAGGAAAUGGAGAGGAGGCGCGACGCACAGACGGAAGGUGUUGAUUUGAUGGAUAUAGAUGGACGGUCCAGAUUGGUUCGAGGCAGAACUAGUGGAGGCAUACUACCCUUACAACCUUAAUACAGUAAGUAUAGAUAUCAAAGACGUCGUGUAAUAAAAGUGAUCAUAAUGAACAUCUUUACAACAUAUGGAUGAUGAUGUAAUGUCAGAAUCAAGUUGUCUUAGUUUCUUUUUGUUUAAUGAGAAAUUGGAAGGAUAGCGACGAUUCCAAAGUCCGAACAGAGCUAGUUUCUCCCGAGCGCAAAUUUUGAAAACCCUCAACCCGGCACUCCGCACUCAGAUCUGCCUGCCAGGCCCCCCCACAAAUCCACAAUCCAACCGCACAAGACUCGGAAGAAGAAGCGGGGUGAUGGAAGACGGCGACGAGAGCGCGGCGGCGGCGCUGGGGCUGAGCCCGCAGCUUUUCGUCAACGAGGUCCACGGCAUCAUCGCCGACAUCAGCGCCGAGGCCUUCGAGUACUGUCUCCAGCUUGUUAACUUGCCAUGUUACCGUCGCUUCUCCUCUCCAGGGCAGCGGCCGCACCAGGGGUCGUCGGCGCCGCCAAGGCUGCAGAGAAGGCCAUGGAUCUCCAGCGGGGAUUAAAUGCUGUUCACCAUGUCGUAAAGGAUCGACUGGACAAGAGAAUGGCCAACUGGGAGAAAUUCUGCCUUCGACAUUGCUUCGAUGUACCUGAAGGUUUUGUGGCCGAUGAAAAUGAUAGUUCUUGUGCAAAAGAAUCACACAAAAAUGGGACUUCAGAUUCAGAUUUGGAUUUGGAACUUGACUCCUUAAGGAGAAAGCUCGAAAGUGCUAACAAGGAGUCUGAAAAUCUUGAAAGAGAGAUGUCGUCAUUGGAAAGGCAAAGUAUGCACAAAAGAAAACUUGAUUCUUCAAUCUCUGAGAUACAAAAGUUGUUUGAAGACAAGUUAAUGCAGGGAUUUGAAGACCUUGUGAAGGCAAUACCGGCAUUGCGGCAGAAAAUAAUAGAUAUGAACAAGAAAAGGACUGAGAUCAGGUGUUUGGUAGAUCAACAGGUUUGGAACACGAGCAGUGUGAGAGGCAACAAGCGACAAACACUGGAUAAGGGUUUUACUGCAUGUGGUGUAGACACUCGAGAGGUCGUCAGUAUCUUUGAGAACAUGUAGCUUGUUGUUCUUUACCUGAUUCAUGUUGCUUACCCAUAGUGCCCGCAGCUUGCUUGCUUGGAGCUUUUCCCCAGUCUUGUUAUUGAUUGACACCAGAUAUUAUUUGGGCUAAUUCAAUUCAAGAAUGACUGGAGAUAUUAUUGGCCAUCUGGCACAGGUAAAUGCUACAUGUAAUUGCUUCCAGAAGCAUACUAGAUUGGAAAUGUAAUCCUUCCUGCGGCUACUUGUCUACCUCUGGUCGAGAGAUUUUCUGAACUGCUUCGGUCAUCAUAGUUCUUUUAGCAUACAGUAUGUGGUAUAACUUGUCCUGUACAUGAGAAAGGAACAUUAAGCAGCUGCUACAUAUAUCUGAGAAGUUUCCCAUUUUAUGUUACAACUAGUA
Zea mays is the source of this 1887-nucleotide messenger RNA. RefSeq lists its product as uncharacterized. Bases 864 to 1505 code for a protein of 213 amino acids. Gene Ontology annotation, biological process: mitotic cell cycle; mitotic sister chromatid segregation; kinetochore assembly. Gene Ontology annotation, cellular component: MIS12/MIND type complex; chromosome, centromeric region; nucleus. The transcript is spliced from 7 exons. NCBI's taxonomy places the organism in Eukaryota, Viridiplantae, Streptophyta, Magnoliopsida, Poales, Poaceae. The record is from RefSeq and is a predicted model, not a curated record.